Molecule: messenger RNA, 3335 nt
Organism: Vicugna pacos (alpaca)
Lineage: Eukaryota; Metazoa; Chordata; Mammalia; Artiodactyla; Camelidae
Source: RefSeq, a predicted model, not a curated record
AUGUAUUUGGAAACUAGAAGGGUUAUUUUUGUUCUAUGGAUUUUUCUCCAAGUUCAAGGAAACAGAGAUCUCUCCAUUAAAAUAUACCGUUCUGAAACUAAAGACAUAGACAAUGCCCUGAGAAUCAAAACAACUGAAAAGACGGCAAAAAUGCACAAAAUGUCAACCAUGAGACGAAUAUUCGAUUUGGCAAAGCAUCGAACCAAAAGAUCAGCAUUUUUCCCAACUGGGAUUAAAGUCUGUCCACAAGAAUCCAUGAAACAGAUUUUAGCCAGUCUUCAAGCUUAUUAUAGACUGAGAGUGUGUCAGGAAGCCGUGUGGGAGGCAUAUCGGAUCUUUCUGGAUCGCAUCCCUGACACGGGGGAAUACCAGGACUGGGUCAGCAUCUGCCAGCAGGAGACCUUCUGCCUCUUUGACAUCGGCCAAAAUUUCAGCAACUCCCAGGAACACCGGGAUCUUCUUCAGGAGAGAAUAAAACAGAGAAACUUCCUUGAGAGAAAAGAAGAAAUAUCCACAGAGGAGACAUUAGGGGAGCCUGGUGGAACCCCUCUGUUUUCAGCAGACGUUGCCAGUGUCUCGCUUGGGCCCCUCCCUCUCCCUCCUGAAGACACACUCCUCAACGAAAUCCUCAAUGAUACCCUCCCGGACACCAAGGUGCCUACAACAAUAGGAAAUGUAGAAAUCACUGAUGUUGCUCGGGACCCCCUGGAGCAGAAGGUGGAGCUGAGCAUCUCUCUGACAAACCAGAGGUUCAAGGCAGAGCUCGCUGACUCCCAGUCCCCAUAUUACCAGGAGUUUGCAGCCAAGUCCCACCUUCAGAUGGAAAAGGUAUUUAAGAAACUUCCCGGAUUCAAAGAAAUCCACGUGUCAGGAUUUAGACCAAAGAAAGAAAAAGAUGGGUCCAGCUCCACCGAGAUGCAGCUCACAGCCGUCUUUAAGCAAGACAAAGCAGAAAUAAAAGGCCCUGCGAGUGAUCGCCUAUCUUUUGAUUCCAACAAAAUUGAAAGUGAAGGAGACCCCCAUGGGACGGUGGAGGAGGACAAGCAGACGGAAAUCUAUCCCACAGCUUUGGAACUCAGAAAGCUGAUCAUCAGAGCGCUCGAGGAAGACCAGUCCUUGGACGUGGGGGCAAUUCAGUUCAUGGAUGAAACUGUUGGGUCAUUGCCAGACUUCCAUCCUGAUACCUCGUCAGUGCUGCCCACACUCCUUGCUGAUAUCACAAAGGAUGCUACUUUGAGCCCAGAACUUCCUCUUGGUCAACCCAGGCUUGAGACCAUGGACAGAGCAGGACACGGUCUACCUGGUGAUUCCUGGUCUCCACCUGCUGUGGCCUCUACCUCCCUAUCAGAAACUCCAUCUUUCUUCACUGCAUCAAGCAUCUUCUCUCUGACUGAUCAAAGUACCACCGACAUGAUGUCCAUUGACCAGACAGCACUAAUCCCACGGCUAACCAUCCCCACUGAUGAUUAUUCUGCCAACAGUCAGUUGGCUCUGGAAAUUUCACAUUCGCCGACAUCUUCAGAAGGCAGCAGCCAAGAUACAGCCAGAGGCUUAGAUGGGCUGGAUCUCGUUAACGCUCCCUUCUCAGAGGUACCGGGAUUCAGUGGGUAUGUUUCCACCCCAGAUGGCUUCUUGGAAAGCACGACUCCUGCCCCAGCUUUGCAGUACAUCACCACCAGCUCUGUGACCGUGGCCCCCAGGGGCCGAGAACUUGUGGUGUUCUUCAGUCUGCGUGUGGCUAACAUGCCCUUCUCCAGUGACCUGUUCAACAAGAGCUCGCUCGAGUACCAGGCUCUGGAGCAACGGUUCAUGCAGCUGCUGGUUCCAUAUCUACGAUCCAACCUCACCGGCUUUAAGCAGCUUGAAAUACUUAACUUCAGAAAUGGGAGUGUGAUCGUGAACAGUAAGAUGAGAUUUGCUAAGUCGGUGCCGUACAACCUCACCAAGGCAGUGCGGGGCGUCUUGGAGGAUUUCCGCUCUGCCGCAGCCCAACAGCUUGAUCUGGAAAUAGAUCGCUACUCUCUCGACGUCGAACCAGCCGAUCGAGCAGAUCCCUGCAAGUUCCUGGCCUGCGGCGAAUCCUUCCUGUGUGUGAGGAACGAGUGGACCGGGGAAGCCGAGUGUCGCUGCCGAGCGGGGGACCCGCGCCCCUGCGCCCCUGGAGAGGACUGCGAGGACGUCCUGGGGAAGGGGGCGCCCUGCAGGUCACCAGAUCAAUCUCAAAGUCAAGCAGAUGAACCUAGUGUUAAAAAUGCCCAAUAUCAGCAAAAUAACAAGGUAACCAGGAAAAGUAAUUCUGAAUUACUGAAUGCAGGAUAUGAAGAAUUUAAUCAUCAAGAUUGGGAAGCAUAUUAAAAACUGGAAAUGUACAAAUUAUCAUUUAAUCUGUCUCGAGAGAUGGCUUGCUUUCUCAAGGAAAACCAUAUCCACUCUGUCAAAAUUCUGAAAACAUAAGCACUCAUAUUUACUGGUCAUUGGAAUCCAGGCAUGUAGGUGACACUGAGAACCAGAACACACUACAUUUCAACUAAAGAAGAGUCAUAUCCAUGAAGACCAAGAAAUUCUGAAGGAAAAGGCUUGUUAUCAAAACCCAAAACACAAUCAGUGAAACAUGUUUUGGUUAUUCCUGGGUGAGUCAAGGUGAUAGCAACCCAGAUUUGUGUCCAGCUGCCCUUAAAAUAUUGCUCACAGAUUAUUUACAAGUGCAACUUACUUAUUAACUGGGGAGGGUGUGGGAUUGACAAUAUACUGGGAAACAAAGCUCUUCAUAUGUUAGAAAGUACAUAAAAGAUGACUACGUAUGCAAGGAGAUGCAGGAUGAAUGCAUACGUAAAACUCACACCGUACGUAAACUGUGGUGUGUAUGUAGACGCUCCAAUUUCGUCUAACUCACAGACCCCUUUAGUUCUUAGGCACAUUAGCUUUAUAAGAAAUCACUGCUUCCACAGUAGAUAAUUUUGUUGCCAAUAAUUUCUAAGUUGUUCCCUUAAAGAAAAGAACUGGGAUAUACAUAUCAUGGAGAGUCAUAUUUUUCUUGUUAAUGCAUAAAGUUAUUUUAAAGAAAGACACUAUAUUGGGAAAAAAGUGAAGUUGUACUCUGUGACGUAACUAAUUUCUGUUUUCCACCACAGAUGAACUAUGUCUUCCUAUAAUUUAAUAACUCUGUUGAAUACUCCUUUACACAGUAGUGUGUGCAUUGGUAGACUGGCAUCAAGGUAUUCCAGCUCAGCCAGUUUUUAAUGUGCUACUCAAUGAAAAAUGAAUUCCUCUGUAUCUCUUUCAGAUGUUUGACUAUCAAGUAUAUUUGCUGUAAAACUUUAAUUUCAAUAAAAUAU